Messenger RNA from Pseudophryne corroboree (corroboree frog), 5126 nucleotides. RefSeq names its product BAI1 associated protein 3 (gene BAIAP3). NCBI's taxonomy places the organism in Eukaryota, Metazoa, Chordata, Amphibia, Anura, Myobatrachidae. The transcript has 32 exons. Gene Ontology annotation, molecular function: SNARE binding. Gene Ontology annotation, cellular component: secretory vesicle; recycling endosome membrane; late endosome membrane. Bases 48 to 3401 code for a protein of 1117 amino acids. The record is from RefSeq and is a predicted model, not a curated record. Gene Ontology annotation, biological process: regulation of dense core granule exocytosis; positive regulation of neurotransmitter secretion.
UUCUGUUUUUUUUUUCCAGUGAGGAGACGGGUGAUUUUUUCGAUAGAAUGAGAUGUGUACUUCAGAAACAAGAGAGCAUGCAGCGGUAUUGGAGGAAUGAGGGUGUUUUAAAUAACAGCAUCCCACCUCCUCAUGAGAAUACAGGGGAACAAAGAGCAAUAGACAAGCUGAUACUGUCCAAAAGAGAGCUGGAGAUGCUGUAUGAGGAAAUGAUCUAUACCCUAGUGUACAUGGCCGGAGUGGUGUCUUCUGAGCACGUUGCCAGUGAACAAGAACUCUUUUAUUACCUGCAGAUGGUUUUUGGAGUGAGCGAGAGUGAUCAUGGGUCCAUUCUGAUGCGUGUCAAAGAGUCAAAGGCUCCUGUCUAUGCUUUAACAGUCACAGUUGUUCAGGCACGAAAUCUCCUUGCAAAAGAUGCCAAUGGUUUCAGCGACCCAUAUUGCAUGCUGGGAAUUAUGAUUGUUCAAAGCUCAAAAGAAACCGAGGAAAAGAAAGAGAGGAAAUUUAGCUUCAGAAAGAAGAAAGACAAAAUGGAGAAACGCUCAAGUAUAAGGGAAGUGCUGCCUGCAAAGUACAUCCAGGUCACUGAGGUCAAGAGCAAUACCUUGAAUCCAAUUUGGAAUGAAAACUUCCUUUUUGAAAUUGAUGAUAUUUAUAGUGACCAACUUCACCUGGAUAUCUGGGACCAUGAUGAUGACGUAUCUGUGGCAGAGGCAUGUAAGAAGCUUAAUGAAGUUACUGGCUUUAAGGGGAUGGGCAGGUACUUCAAACAGAUAGUGAAAUCGGCAAGGGCGAACGGAACAGCUGGCUCUGUGGAGGAUAAUGCAGAUGACUUUUUAGGAUGCCUUAACAUCUCCAUUAAUGAGAUUCCUGUAGGAGGAUUAGAUAAAUGGUUCAAGUUGGAACCAAGGACAAGUUCUUCAAAGGUUCAAGGAGAUUGUCACCUCAUAAUAAAACUAAUUACAAACCAGAGGGACACGGUUCUAAGCAAAAAGGCAUCUGGUUCGGUGAUUCAUGAAAUGCUGCUAUCCCAAGUGCUCCAGUAUGAACACAGGCAGGCAGAGGUUGAGUUUUGGAACUGGAAAGGAGAAAUGAGCAAGCAUGCAUUGACAGUCAUGUCCCACCACAGUAUGCAGGCGGACCUCUCUAGUCUACAGCAGGCUGUCAUAAAAUGGCAGGCUUUCAGCAAACACCACCAAGUGCACCCAUUGGACUACAGUUACCUGCUGGACCUUCUCAAGAACAUUGAAGAACAGUGGGAGCCAUCCAUGUGCCCAAGGGAACUGGAGCAAAGCUUGGCUGAAAGUUUCAUCCUCUUCACCGAAUAUUGUCUCUUGCUGCUGAAAAAACUGAGGGAGAACUUCCCCGUCUUCAACACAACAGUUAUCAGCCGGCUUGAAUUCAUGCUAAGGUGUCUCAAUCAAAUACAGAAUAUGCAAGCGUUUAAGACAGUCUGUCCCUUCCACAAUGAACUGCAUCUGGAAAUUGCAACUGUGUUAAAGAAAGGCACAAUGGAAUGGUACGAAAAGACUUAUAUGUACUAUAAGCCACAAGAGAAGAAUGAUGUGGAACAGCUGAGGUGUCUGGUGAAACUAGCUGAUGCCGUUCAUGAAGAUGUAGAGAAAAGCCAGAAUGUGUACAACAAGCACUUUGCCAGUAUCGUCAAAGUAGAUUACUUUAGUAUUACCUACAGGCAGCUAGAAAAACUGGUGGCUGAUGAAGUGAGCAUUGCAAUGGAGAGUCUGGGCUCAGAGCAAGAAGAGCCCCGAAUCACCCAUGCUAUUGGGGAGACGUUAUUUGAGCUUUACAUUACCCUCAAGGAACUGAGGCGUUUUAGGGAUUACCUGCCUUUAAAAGACAACAAAUCACUGGCCUUGAUGGGAUUCCACGACCUGUUUAAAGUUUCCAUCCAGACUUGGCUUCAAACUGUGCACGAAAAGGCCACUGACAGGAUACAGCGAGCAGUGGAAGUAGAUAAGCUGGAGUAUGUGGACUCUCUCUCUAAGCACAGCAGCUCAGCGGUGGAUGUCACUAACUGCUUCUCACAAAUCAAAGAGUUCUGGAUUCAGCUAGCUUGGCCAGACUCCUCGGAGGCCUUUGGGUUUCUAACCCAGCUUUCUGAAGAUAUAUGCAAAUCAGCAAUAUAUUAUUCAGAAGUGAUUAAACGUAAAGUUGACAAAAGCCACCAGACAGCUGGACAAGCUGUUGUUACGGAGCAGCUCUGUAUAAUCUUAAAUAACAUCGAACACGUGCGGAAGUUCAUGGGCAACGUCCUCCGAGAUCUAGACUGGAAGUCUCUGGAGACAGCGGUGGAACAGUCGUGCGGCACAGAUGGGAAACAGCAGGUGCAGAAGGCAUUGAAUACUCAGCUUCAAAACAUUGAUAUAGACAUGCAGAGAGAGGCAAAGAACAUGAUCUCACAUCUAACAGAAAAGAUGAUCGGUGAUAUUAAGAAAUAUAUACAACAUAUAAGCUUGUCUCCAGACUCCAUUCAGAAUGAUGAGGCUGUGUCUCCCCUAAUGAAAUAUCUUGAUGACAAAUUAAUUAUACUAAGUGAAACCUUGGUGAAAGAAAACCUAUACAGGGUCCUUGAAGCUCUCUGGUGGCUCCUGUUGAAAUUCAUUAUAGAUGCUGUGGACUCCAACAGAGGAGUAUCUGUAGAGUUCUAUGGGCGAUUUUAUUAUACACUCGAGGCCCUGGUAGACUUUUUCCAUGCAGAAGGACAAGGUUUACCGCUGGACACCUUGCGGAACGGAGAUUACCGGUUUUUAGAAGAAGAAUUACGUUUAAAUAAAUGUUCUACAAGUGAACUUAUUGAAAAAUACUACAUGGAUAACAUCAAAGAGCAGAGAUCAGCAGAGCAUAGUAAAUACGGACGAAUUAGUGUAAAAUGCUAUUAUGAGACCUCAGAGCAGAAACUGUAUGUGGAAGUGCUGCACGCUGCGGAUCUUAUCGCACUUGACGCAAAUGGUCUGAGUGAUCCUUUUGUCAUAAUUGAGCUGUGCCCCCAUCAUAUAUUCCCAAUGGUGAGAGGUCAGCGGACACAAGUCAAAGCCAAAACUUUGCACCCGGUGUACGAUGAGCUGUUUUAUUUCUCGGUGUCAUCGGAGCAAUGCCGGAGAAAAUCCGCCUGCAUCCUCUUCACGGUCAUGGAUCACGACUGGCUGUCCACCAAUGACUUUGCUGGUGAGGCUGUGCUUCCCAUGAACAUCAUCUAUGGACUGAACAGGCCACAUAUCACCGGCGGGGUGAAAAAUGUCCAGCCUACAGUAUUGAAGUUGACAAGGCCUAAAGCCAAUGUGAAGUCGAUCCUGAAGAUGCUUGACGGAAGAAUGGACAAAGAAGCACAAGAUUUUGUGAAGAAACUUAGGGAACUGGAGAAGUAUAUGGAAGAUGACUAAGUUGCAAUUUUUACUGUGAAAAACAACAAACAUAUAUUUGUAUAUAACUAACUAACUUCUUGUCUGCUAGGGAAGGCAGCAUAGUCUUGCUGUAUUGUGUCAGAGGCCCCUUUGGAAGGGAAGAGAAUAAGUUUAAAUAACUUUGAUAUAACUUUUAUUUGUUAUCUAUUGUUAAGUUUUUGUUCCGUUUAUGUUAUGAGAACUAAAGUUUUGAAUAUUAAGUGUCAAAUGAAUAUUGUAACGAUUGGUGUAUCAAGGAAUUAAUUUCUGUUCCACCGACUGAGAUUUUUUUCUUACUGUAACUCUAUUCAAAGGAAAAUCUGGAAUGCAUAGAAAUCCAGUACUGUGUGUACAAAAUACAGUACAAAGAUGCAGUAUAUUACUUAGUAUUUGGUGCCACCUGCUGAAUGGUAUAGUAAAUGACCUUUCAUGUCAACUACGCACAGCACAACAUAUAUUAAACACGAUUUAUAGGAUAUUUGGGAAGGGGCCUUAAUUGCAGACCUCACCAACUAACAAUGAAUUGUGACCACAGACAAAGAAACCAGGGCUCCUGAAAAGAGUGGAGCAGUCCAUUGGUCAUUGUUUAUACCCAACAGAGAGACUCUCAAGUAGAAUUUACCACCCUCUGCAAAAUGUUACCCACAUGUUCUAGGGAAAUACAAGUUACGUGGCAAUAUUCAUACAAUAAUAAUAAAGGUUGUGACAUAAUAAGUAAUUAAUCUUGAAUAUAUGAAGCAAAGCUCGCCUUGAUAUUGCAGUAUGGGCACCCAAAACCAACCACAAUGCCAUAUCAUUAUCUAAACCUACAUAUAUAACUGUCACCCUGUGUGCAGCCACCCACCCACCCACCGACCACACAAACUGGGUGCUAUAAAGCCAGCAGUUAUCCCCCUGGGAGAGAAACAGCAGGAUCACUGGGCAAUGCAGACACUCAUAUGUGCGGCUAUAUUUAACAAUUAAUCUAUUGUUCCAAUCACGGACCUAGUAACAGGGCCAACCUUCGUGUGGUCAUUGUAGUUCAUUGUAAUCUUCAGUGUGAUGAAAAAUGUUUACCAAGUUGCCCUUAAAACAGGAUGGUUUAUACUUCAUACGCAUUGGGUAUGGGAUCCCGGCCGCCAGAAUGCCGGCAGCAGGGUGUGCGCUAGCAAGCCCCUUGCGGGUUUACUGCACUCGCCACAGGUUCUAUUCCCACUCUAUGGGUGUCGUGGAUACCCACGAGUGGGAAUAGCCCGUUAGCUGGGAUUCCGGCUGGCGGCAUUGUCAGCGGUCGGGAUACCGGACUUGGUUUCUUGAUCGCCAGGAUCCAGACUGGCGGCAAUGUCAUUGUAUCCCCUUCAUACCCCCUAAUGUGCCUACAUGUGCUCAGAACUCAUACCAUGUUCUGUUUUACACAUAUUUUUAUUAUUAUUUACUAUUAAAUGUGUUCUUUCUGUUAAAUGUAACUGAAAAUAAGUUCCCUUUCAUAUUUUCAGUGUAAGAACCUAGGAUCUAGGUCAAUGUUCUCUGUAAUUGUUUGGAUGCAGUCUCCAUGUCAUCAGUGAGAUUGGCACAUUCAUCACGCUUACAUGGUUCAAAUGUCAAUAUCAUAAAUGCAUUUGUAUUAGGCCUAGGGUUACCGUUAGGUUUACACAGACAAUAAACACAAGUGUCAACAAUUCCUCAUUUGAUCAAUAUCGACACAUUGAUAUAAUGAAUGUCAAUAAAAUAUAUGGAAUCCCUCAU